AUGAAUUCUAAUUUAUUUGCUUUUGGAUCUAAUGGUAAUGGCCAACUAGGUAUAGGAAAUUUUCUAGAUUGCAAUGUUCCAACAACUUGUAAAUUUUCAAAAAAGAUUUUCCAAGAUAAUUAUAACAUUCCCGCACCAAAAGUAAUUUCUGGCGGUGGUAAUCAUUCUGCUUUGAUAACUUAUAAUGGUGAAUUAUGGAUGACAGGCUCAGAUAUCGAUGGUCAAUUUCUAACAGAUAAAAAAUGGAAGUUUGUUGCAUGCGGAUGGGCAUUUACUAUUUUAGUCGAAGAAAAUGGUAAUGUAUAUUCUUUCGGUAAAGGAUUAUUUGGCGAGUUAGGAUGUGGUGAAAACAAUAUUAUUAUUAACAAAUCAAAAAAAGUAGAAUCUAUUUCAUAUGUAGAAAAGGUUGUAUGUGGUUUACGACAUUGUAUUGCAUUGACAAAAGAUGGUAGUUGUUAUGGAUGGGGUAGUAAUAAGUUUGGGCAGUUAGGAUUAGGAAAUGAUUCUGAAGAAAUUUCACAACAACUAGGAAAAAAACAGCCUAAUACUUAUUAUAGCCCUAAAAACAUAAUAAUUUUCAAUGAUUGUUAUAAUUAUGAUAACAAUGGUUUGUUUAUAAUAGAUGUUGCAUGUGGACAAAACCAUACCGCUGUUUUAACAUCUAAAGGUGAGAUUUAUACAUUUGGACUUAACAAAAAUGACCAUGGACAAUUAGGAACAAUGAAUCCACCACCGUCGCCAUUAUCAUCUUCUGGAUGGUUAUAUCAGCCAAUACCAUUAUGUUACCUUCCAAAAUCAUCGCCAAUAUUACCAAAAGGUUUUAAGGUAAAAACUAUCGAGUGUGGAUCAGAACAUUCGUUGGUGUUAUCGAUUGAUGGUCAAUGUAUUUCUUGGGGAUGGAAUGAACAUGGUAAUUGUGGUGUAGGAAAUAACAAUGAUCAAUGGAGCCCGGUAAAAUUGAUUAAAUUCAACAAAGAUGAAUUUUUGGUAGAACAGAUUGGUUCAGGAUGUGGGAAUUCUUGGAUAUGGGCCAAAAAGAAAGAUACCAAAUGA
Molecule: messenger RNA, 1053 nt
Organism: Entrophospora candida
Lineage: Eukaryota; Fungi; Glomeromycota; Glomeromycetes; Entrophosporales; Entrophosporaceae
Source: the annotation of a GenBank genome assembly